UUGGGGCGUUCAAGGUCAUCUGUCGGCCUACUUUUCUGCAAUGAGGUCGUUGUCGGCCAACCGAGUUAUUUUUAAGAAUUUUGAGCGUCUAGUUAACCGGUUCCAACUAUCUGUCAGUGCAUACUCCGCUUUCCAAAGGACAAAACCGAUAAGAUUUGGUAUGUCGUGACGUUAUCCAACUCUAUGCCUUAUGCCCUUAAUAGUAAUUGUCGGUUCCCGGUCAUCGAAGCUACAAUGGCCUGAUCCGACACUUGGACCCAUAGAUUCUGUGAACCCGAAUUACCCCUUACCCGGUGGUAUUGGGUUCCAGGGUCACAAAAGUGAUGUGAAGCAACAGCCGAAGCCAUUCAUACCAGCAACAUUGACCUUACCGCCUGCUCGAGAAGAGAACUAUGCAAGUGCUCUGAUUGAAACAUACAAUUCGACCGAGUUGAACGAUGGGAAUGUUUCGCUGAUCCCUCAAAAGUCUGAAAAUCUCGAAUGCACUAUUCAUACCUGCCCAACCCUAAUCAAACAAGGUUAUUUACGGUUACUUGAUUGUUUGGAUUUCCUCAGAUUUGGCCGCAAUUUUCCCGUCAAGGAGAUUUGAAACAUCCCAGUUGACUGCUAUCGUUCUCAGCCAUCGCACAACCGAAGGCCUUAAUGAGUGGAGUGAGCUAGCUGCUAACGAAAGGGAAGCAAUCGCGGAAACCGUAGGCCAUUUUAUCUUCCGCUCAUUUUCCACUUUAUUACAGUUCACCAGAUCCGCCAUCGAUAUCUGCGCUUCUUUGAAGGAGUUGGGCUACUGGGCGGAUUUCAUAAAUCCCUACACGGGAACGCCUUACUUGGGUGCACAUGGAGAAGCCGUUCUCUCGGAAACCGAUGAAAAAAUGAAGCACUUUGGUUUUGAAAUCGAUGAUGUCAGUUGCUGCAAAGUGCUUCGACAUCCACGCUGGAAACACAAUGUAUUUGCAGGCCUUAUUUUCACGGAUGCUCCGAAAGACCAUCCAGUUUUAGCUCACUUUUAGAUCCCCUCAUUUUGAUGCCUGUAACAGAUGGAAAUUCUGAUUCUUUUGGAUUAUCGUACCGCAGUCUGCUCAAUAUAUGAUUUGACUUAUGUGGUUCAGACUUCUGAUUUUGGCAAAGAAAGAGCCGUUCAAUAAACACCCUUUGGUUAUCUUCCAGGAUUUUUUCGGAAUAGAGAAAGAUCAAGAGGAGCAAGAAGUACAAUACCGCAAAGCUAGGGAGUUAACUUCACAAGAAAGUAGGCGUUCGUUACGUUUACUGGUGAUCUUUUUAAGAUACUAUCGAUCAACAGUACUUCGGAAAUGUGGAUGAGAGAAUAUGUGUCCAGCAACCUGUGCGACCAUUCGACAAGUUUGGUGAACCCUCUGAGUCAUUGAGUGAUAAGGAUUUGGAAGAAAUUGAUCAACAGUAUUUUGGUUCAUCCGCAAAAAUCGCCUCAGGACCGUAUUCCCCAAGCUCACUGUCAGUGGCUUCAGAUCUCCAUGAUGUCGAAGACUUUAUUGAUCGGAGCUACUUCGGAGUCCCAGAAGGCAAUGACCCUUUGCCCAACGUCGCUAAAACAUUACCCUCGAAUCGAUCCCGUAAACAAACUUUUCCCAAGGAGAAAUCCUCACCUUUGCAGUCAGGCAACAGUUGUGAUAUCGAAGAGGGUGAGAAUGAGGAUUCCGUCCGAAUCUCGGAUGUGGUUAGAGAUGUUCGUGAAAGAACACGCGUCAAUUUGUGUACAGCACCCAACCUUGAACUUCCCUUCACAAAGGAAAAGAAAGAUUUCAAGGAUCGACCAGUUGACGGCAAAAACUCUCUACUACUGCGACAAAAGGACUCAAUUAACUUCAGCCAACUCACAGAAGAUGAAGCAGCCUCUGUACUUGCAAAAUCCGUAAUUGAGGUUCGAGAAAAUAUCAUUGUCUUGAACAAACCUUACGGCAUAGGUGCACAGCCUGGACCAGGUCUCAAAAACAGCAUAAUAGAUCUAUUGCCUCGUUUGGAGCAUCGAGUGCGAAAGCUUGAAGGAAGGCCGGAACCCUCCGACGACAAUAUUGAAGAAUUUCUUCUGGCGCAUAGGCUGGACAAAGAAUGCACUGGUGUAAUGCUGGUCGCACGGAAUAGGGACGCUUGUUUGAAAUUACAAGAGGCUUUUGCACGUCAUUGGUUCGAAAAGAAUUACUUGUGCAUCACCUCUGGCAUUCCGAAGACCGCCAAAGGAGUCAUCCAGUUGCCCCUGGUUGAAAAGAACUUCAAUGGAGUUUACAAAAUGUGUGUACUCCCGUUAAAUCGCCAUGUGCAAAGUGAAUCUCGCGAUGCAUUACGAUCUGAUCUGUCAGAUGAAGCAGACGCAGCUCAGCUGAAAAUGGACCUUGAGUCAGACGUUGGUGAAGCUGGUCAUCCAAGCACACACUACGAAAUGUUGGAUCGAAAGAAUGCAGCCGCGUUGCUGAUAUGCUCUGCAACACAAGAGUCCCUUCCAAACGCUCCACCAUCAGAUGUGAACUCAUACUGGGACGAGAUUGCCACCUCUUUGCAUAGUGCUGAAAAUUUUGCUUGUGGCACGACCCAACCAGGCGAACUCAAGCACUCGAUAUCAGACCGAACGGCGGCACUACUUAAAUCUCGAAGAAAUAUCCCAGCCGGUCCCGAACAUAACCCGGUGCGAAGAGCUAUCAGACGCCAAGUGAAAAUGAGCUUUCGAUCCGACCGUGAAAAAGCCGGCAAUGCCCGGAGAUUAUUUCAGUUGAUCCGUGCGACCGGUCCCCGGAAACCACCUGUGAGUGAAACUAUCAAACACCAGAAUGGAACGACCAUCUCGAACAAAGCAGAACGCCUCGACCGAUGGGCUGUAUACUUCGAACAACAAAUGUCAACCCUGGACGGUGAACGUGGAACCACCUACGGCCUCGACUGCAUAUGUUCUCUCAAGCGCCACCGAGCUCCCGGUCCGGAUGACCUUCCACCCGCACUGUUCAAAGACGGGGGUGAAGUCCUCAGUCAGCGCUUGUCCGAUCUGUUUGCUUGCAUUUGGGAAAAGGAGUCUGUCCCAGACAACUGGGCAGAAUCGGUGAUAGUGCCCAUUUUCAAAAAAGGGGCGCGUAGCCGGCCGCAAUCACCGAUCGGCCACAUUGCCAUCAGUUACCGAUGGGGCGGGUCCACAAAUGACUGCCGGUCGUUUUGGACCACAUUUGUGGACUCUGACCACGCGCUCGUCAGGAGUCGCUUCGCCCUGCGUUUGCCGGGGUCGCGUAAGGUGCGGACAAAUCGCCUGGAAACUAAAAGACUGGCAGAUCCGGAUGUCAGACGAACUUACAAGAAUCAUCUUCUUGAGUCUCUUCCAAGUGCUCCACCAUCAGAUGUGAACUCACACUGGGACGAGGUUGCCACCUCUUUGCAUAGUGCUGGUAAUUUUGCCUGUGGCACGACCCAUCCAGGCGCACUCAAGCACUGGAUAUCAGACCGGACGUUGGCACUACUUAAAUCUCGAAGAAACAUCCCAACCGGUCCCGAACAUAACCCGAUGCGAGGAGCCAUCAGACGUCAAGUGAAAAAAGCCGAAGGAAUGGAAGAGGCCCAGAAAGCCUGUAAUGCCCGGAGAUUAUUUCAGUUGAUCCGUGCGACGUGUCUCCGGAAACCACCUGUGAAACUAUCAAACACCAGAAUGGAACGACCAUCUCGAACAAAGAAGAACGGCUCCACCGGUGGGCCGAAUACUUCGAACAACAAAUGUCUUGGCCACCAGCCGGCACUCAUCUGGAGCCCACAGGUGAAGUAG
Messenger RNA from Opisthorchis viverrini, 3769 nucleotides. RefSeq lists its product as hypothetical. Bases 2096 to 3769 code for a protein of 557 amino acids. Gene Ontology annotation, biological process: pseudouridine synthesis. The transcript is spliced from 15 exons. The record is from RefSeq and is a predicted model, not a curated record. NCBI's taxonomy places the organism in Eukaryota, Metazoa, Platyhelminthes, Trematoda, Opisthorchiida, Opisthorchiidae. Gene Ontology annotation, molecular function: RNA binding; pseudouridine synthase activity.